UGUUCCGUAAACAAAGUUUUGUACGGAACACUAAAAAAUGCGUACUAGUACGUCGCAAUUUCAACUUCUAGUUGACUACAUGCAAAAGUAAGUAUCUAUGUACUUUAACUUUAAUUUGAGUUAUACAGUCUCCCUAGUUUAUAAUAAUAUGAUGAAAUAUUUUAGUUUCAAGUGGUUAGCAAAGUAUUUUAAGGUCCCUCUCAUCUCAUGUGUUAACAGGCAUGGUGACCUUAGCAAACCCAGCGAUGGGCCACAUGGGAAGGAGCUCAAUACCCGACGGUGGGCUGAGGUGACACAACUUUUGAACGCGGAUGCGACAGGCGUCACCAAAAAUACAGAUAAGUGGAGAAAGGAAGAAGUAACUGAACUGGCUGUACUACCGACACUUGAUAAUGAUGACAGCCCAUCUAUUUUUAUACUACAUGAUGAGUUUGCUCAACAAACUUGUUCCAAUGUUGAAGAUUGGAAUCGGCCAGGGACAUCAGCUCAACCCCCAGUUUUUCCACCCUUACCUGUGGACAGGAAUAACCAAGACUUGGCGGGCAGAGAGGAGCCUGGAAUAGUUAACAGCCCAGACAGGAGUGAGGCCGGCAUGACACAGGCGCAGGAGCCUGCGACUCGGGCCGCGCGGAUGGCUGCUGGAGGCAGGCAGCACGCGCCGCAGAGUCCUACGCCCUUACCACUUACGCCACGGCGGCGGCGAACACGUCCGACGCCAACAUUCUCCUCUCGUACUCGUACCCAGACACAGUCCGAUUUGGCAAGGCAAGCCUUCGUCAGGUCUGACUGUGAAUGGCGAAAUUUCCAAAUGGAGGCAGAGCGGGAGAGGAAUAGGUUAAAAGAUUUAGAGAUAAGGAUGCAAGAAAGGUGGUUAGAUUGUUUUAGUCAAUUGUUAGUAUUGGGAAAUAGAAUUGUAAGUCAUUUGGAAAAAAAAUAAAAAUGUUAUA
This is a messenger RNA of Cydia fagiglandana, 947 nucleotides long. RefSeq lists its product as uncharacterized. Bases 98 to 937 code for a protein of 279 amino acids. The record is from RefSeq and is a predicted model, not a curated record. The transcript is spliced from 4 exons. Lineage: Eukaryota; Metazoa; Arthropoda; Insecta; Lepidoptera; Tortricidae.